Messenger RNA from Bombina bombina (fire-bellied toad), 1266 nucleotides. RefSeq lists its product as uncharacterized. The coding region runs from base 35 to 1036 and encodes 333 amino acids. Gene Ontology annotation, biological process: immune response. The record is from RefSeq and is a predicted model, not a curated record. Gene Ontology annotation, molecular function: cysteine-type endopeptidase activity. Lineage: Eukaryota; Metazoa; Chordata; Amphibia; Anura; Bombinatoridae. Gene Ontology annotation, cellular component: lysosome. The transcript is spliced from 8 exons.
UGCUCCAAGCAUAUUAUUCAGCAUUUAUUCCAGGAUGAAUUUUAAUAAACAGCUUCUUGUUGUUUCAACAAUUGCCAUCUGCGUGUCAGCCUCACAUUUUCUUACUCAAGAGUGGAAGACAUGGAAAUCUAAAUAUGGUAAAACAUAUGUAAGCUUGGAUGAUGAGCUGUUUAGGAGGAAGGCUUGGGAAGCCACUUGGGACAAGGUGCAGAAACACAACCAGCUGGCUGACCAAGGUCUCAAAAAGUACCGACUGGCCAUGAAUCACUUUGCUGAUAUGACCUCAGAAGAAAGGAAACGCAAAAGCUGUGCAAGUCCAGUAGAAAAAUCCUUCACAGCAGUAAAUGCUCCAGUGCACAGUUACAGUACAAAUUCUCAUCUCCGUGCUGAGGUUGACUGGAGAAAGUCAAGCUGUCUGAGUCAAGUAAAAAACCAAGGAGUUUAUUGUGGAUCAUGCUGGGCUUUUGCAACGGUGGGAGUGCUUGAAUCUCGUUAUUGCAUUAAGAAGGGUAAACUUCUUGGCAUGAGUGAACAGCAGCUUAUAGACUGUGAUGGCAAAAGUGAUGGUUGCUGUGGAGGGUUACCUGUAAAUGCGCUAGAGUAUGUAUCCCAUAAAGGUAUCAUGAGGGGCAAGAAUUAUAAGUACACUGAAAAGAAAUCAGCUUGUCUGUAUAACGAUAAUCAAGCAUUAAAACUGAAUGUGACCAAAUACUAUGUUCUCCCUGGAGAAAAAAAUAUGGCAAUAUCUCUGUCAACUGAAGGACCCGUUACUGCCUUAUUUGCUGUUCAUGAAGACUUUAUGUUAUACAGUGAUGGAAUUUAUGAUGGCAAGUGUGCUGAAGAAGUAAACCAUGCAAUAAUUAUUGUUGGUUAUGGAACUGAGGAAGGGGAAGAUGAGGCUAAAAAUGAAGAAUAUUGGAUAAUAAGGAAUAGCUGGGGAAAGGAAUGGGGAGAAGGAGGUUAUGGAAGAGUUAAGCGUAAUGCUCAGCAGUGUAAAAUUGAUGAGACGGCAGCAACUGCAGAUAUAACUGUAUAGUUACCCAGAUUAAUAGCAUAUCUAUAAUUGUAAAUUCAAUUCAACUUUUUAUAUAUGUUCUUACAAUCAUUCCUACCUUUAUUUUAUUAUAAUCUUUUUGCAAUGUUCCAAAAUUUCUAAUUUUUCAAUAAAUGGAAGAUAUCAUGGAUUUUCUUACAUUUUCUAUGUAAUGGGUUUUUUUCUGUGCAUAAAUACUGCCAAACCUUAAUAAAGACAAGUACAAAAUCGUA